Messenger RNA from Penicillium angulare, 711 nucleotides. Its product is annotated as methyltransferase family protein. Gene Ontology annotation, cellular component: membrane; endoplasmic reticulum. Gene Ontology annotation, molecular function: protein C-terminal S-isoprenylcysteine carboxyl O-methyltransferase activity. The transcript has a single exon. Bases 1 to 711 code for a protein of 236 amino acids. Gene Ontology annotation, biological process: C-terminal protein methylation. NCBI's taxonomy places the organism in Eukaryota, Fungi, Ascomycota, Eurotiomycetes, Eurotiales, Aspergillaceae. The record is from RefSeq and is a predicted model, not a curated record.
AUGUCCCAAGCAAGCGACAUACUCCUAGCCACCACAAUGGCCAUCGCAGGCAUCCUCUUCGAUAUCUGCGCAACACCUCCAAACCCAUCACCACCCCGAAGAGACCGGGAGAUAAAAGAUCGCAUAGCCAUAUUAGUUGGCACAAGUAUUCCUGGCGCAAUGAUGCGCCACUCAGCUACCAUUCCAAUACUAUAUCAUGCUCUUGUGACAGCCACACCAGCUCUUGCACCAGAGUACAUGUCCCGAGUUUGUCCGAGGCAAGAAAAUCGUAAUACGAUUCUAUUCGAGUGGAACUUGCUGUCAGCUACAGCCUUUUUUCUUAUUUUCCUCGGUUCUGCAAUUCGGGUCACGGCAUAUGGGGGGCUUGGUCGGUCAUUUACGUUUCAUCUUGCACCACCGGAUGAUCUUGUCACGUCUGGGAUUUAUAGCUGGAUUCAGCAUCCUAGUUAUACUGGGUUGUUGUUAGUUCUUGCUGGGGUACAUUUAUUAUUUUUGCGCUGGGAUGGAGCAUCUGCGUGUUGGAUUCCGGAGUCGAUUUUAAUUUUUUUCAAUGGGAUGGGUGUUUAUGGGACAGGUGUGCUGGCCGUUGCUGGGGCGGUGGUUUUGAAUGCUCGUGUAAGGGAUGAAGAGGAGAUGCUGAGAGUGAAGUUUGGGAAGAAGUGGGAGGAGUGGCAUGCCAGGACUAGGAGAAUCGUUCCUGGUGUUUUCUGA